AUGGCCGAGUAUCAAGCCCAGAAUAAAGCCAAGCUCAUCUCUGACGUCCGACGGAGGUUCGAAGCUGAGUAUGUGACAGAUAAGUCAGAUAAGUAUGAUCCACGUGAUGUUGAAAGACUACAACAAGAUGAUAACUGGGUUGAAAGUUACUUAUGUUGGAGGCAUAAUGUUGUAGAUGAAACAUUGAAGAUGCUUGAUGAGAGUUUUCAGUGGAGGAAAGAAAUGUCUGUCAAUGACCUGACUGAAGCCUCCAUUCCCAGGUGGUUAUUGGAAAUUGGUGGUAUUUAUCUCCACGGUUAUGACAAAGAAGGCAACAAGUUGUUCUGGAUCAGGGUGAAGUACCAUGUAAAAGACCAGAAGACCAUAUUGGACAAAAAGAAGCUUAUUGCGUUCUGGUUGGAGCGGUACGCUAAGAGAGAAAAUGGGAAACCUGUAACAGUGAUGUUUGACCUGUCAGAGACUGGAAUAAAUAGCAUAGACAUGGACUUUGUACGCUUCAUCAUCAACUGCUUUAAGGUUUAUUACCCUAAAUACCUCUCAAAAAUGGUGAUCUUUGAUAUGCCUUGGAUAAUGAACGCUGCUUUCAAAAUUGUGAAAUCCUGGCUUGGUCCAGAAGCAGUGAGUUUGUUGAAGUUUACAAGUAAAAAUGACAUCCAAGACUAUGUCAGUGUAGAAUACCUGCCUCUUCACAUGGGCGGAACUGAUCCUUUCAAGUAUAGCUAUCCACCACUUGUAGAUGAUGACUUCCAGACACCGUUGUGUGAAAAUGGGCCUAUUGCCAGUGAGGAUGAAGCUUCAAGUAAAGAAGAUAUAGAAAGUGAUGGCAAAGAAACCUUGGAAACAAUUUCUAAUGAAGAACAAACAGCUCUUCUUAAAAAGGUUAACAUAAUUGAACCUACUUUCAAAGCAGAAGAGAAUGAAAAAGUUGAUUCCAAAAUGAAAGCUUUCAAGAAACCAUUGAGUGUGUUUAAAGGGCCUUUAUUACACAUCAGCCCCGCGGAAGAACUGUAUUUUGGAAGUACAGAAUGUGAAGAGAAGAAAGCUUUAAUAACAUUGACAAAUGUAACAAAAAACAUAGUGGCAUUUAAGGUGAGAACAACUGCUCCAGAAAAGUACAGAGUCAAGCCAAGCAACAGCAGUUGUGACCCGGGUGCAUCAGUUGAUAUAGUUGUGUCUCCCCACGGGGGUUUAACAGUCUCUGCCCAAGACCGUUUUCUGAUAAUGGCUGCAGAAAUGGAACAGUCAUCUGGCACAGGCCCAGCAGAAUUGACUCAGUUCUGGAAAGAGGUUCCCAGAAGCAAAGUAAUGGAGCAUAGGUUAAGAUGCCAUAUUGUUGACAGCAUUAAGCCAACCACUCUUACAUUAAAACACCAUGCCUUUAACACGUCAGAUAAAACCAGUGAAGAUCUCUAUCUACAGCUCAGUCGUUUACUAGAAAGCAAUAGGAAGCUUGAAGACCAAGUUCAGCGUUGUAUCUGGUUCCAGCAAUGGCUGCUUUCCUUAACGGUGGUCUUGCUUGCUUUUGUCAUCUCUCUCUUCUAUUUGUUGUACAGUUAA
Messenger RNA from Lipotes vexillifer (Yangtze River dolphin), 1557 nucleotides. It is a transcript of the gene MOSPD2, whose product is annotated as motile sperm domain containing 2. Bases 1 to 1557 code for a protein of 518 amino acids. The transcript has 15 exons. NCBI's taxonomy places the organism in Eukaryota, Metazoa, Chordata, Mammalia, Artiodactyla, Lipotidae. The record is from RefSeq and is a predicted model, not a curated record. Gene Ontology annotation, cellular component: endomembrane system; endoplasmic reticulum-endosome membrane contact site.